ACCGACGCACUCCUCUUGAGAAAUCCAGCAGAGAGGCUUGAAAUUUCUCUUUCUUUCUUGCUCAACCACAAGAUUUGGGGCUUAGAAUCUUCCCUCUCAACCCAGAAAUCCUGGAUCUGCUCUGCUUCUUCCUCCCUUGUCCGUCGGGUUCUGCUGGGUGUGGAUCCUUCGGCUUUUCUGCCCGUGAGCUCUCCCUGCAGCUUGCCGUCGGCUCCUUCUCCCUCUGCUAGCUCCGGUUCUUGCUGGAAAAUUCUGGUAUGAUGGCCACUUCUUUAAGCCUUAAAUUACCCAUUUAAUUGUUGGGUUUUGUCCAUUAAGUGUUGCCCUGUGCUUGGCCGAAUUUUGCUGAAAUGGGGGAGGAAUUCCAGUAGUAUUUUAAAUGUGUUUUGUGCUUGGUUUAUGUAGAAUUAGCUUAAUUAGGCUGUUGUGAUUGUUUGGAGAGAAAAUCCCGUGAGUUAGCUAGUGUUUUGGCUAAUGUUUGGAAGUGGCAGUAUUGUUCACGUCGUGAGCACUGUUCACGGGUACUGUUCAUAGGCACUGUUCACACACCGAGGGUCAAUAAUUAGCAGGGAUUUAAAUGAUUAGUUUGUGAUAUAAGAAUGAAUUUGGAGAUAUUUGAUCAUGUGGAGAUUGAUAGGAAUAGCAUCGGGAUUGGGAGUUCCCGAUCAUUCUGUCAAUUAGCACUGAGAUCGAGUGCUCGGUUUUAUGCUAGUGAGGUAAGUAAAUUAUGGUAAAGUCCUUCGAUUUUAAAGCAUGUUUUAAACUGUUUUUGAGAUGGUGGCAAGGUUUAAAUUGAUUUUAAAUUGAUUUUAUCAGCAUCUGUGUGCUUAAACUGAAAUGAGAAUUUGGAUGAUUUUCAUGAGAAUUUCCUUGUUUUUCUGAAAUUGAGCAUGAUUGGAAUGAAAAUGAGGAUUUUAUUGGUUUACUGGAAAUAAGCAUGAUUGAGAAAUGAAAAUGAGAAUUUCAUUGUUUUUCUGGAGUUGAGCAUGCCUAUUUGGGAAUUGGCUGAACUGCUUUGAUGAACUGAGAAUUCUGUAAAUGUUGAGUUUUCUGUUAAAUCCAUGCCUGCAUGGAACUUUUCCGGUUUGUUCUGAAAUUCGGGAUUGAUUGUGAAAUUCGGGUUUUUCUGUAAAUCCUGCAUGGUUUUGUCUCGGAUAUAGUAAUGAUUACUGACGCCCGCUAGUGGGAGCUGUAAAUGCUAGCACAUGUCGACAUGUAUUUCUGUAGAACCGGUUCACCCUGCCAAUGGGGUUAAACAUUGGGCAUUACUGACGCCUGCCAGUGGGAGUUGUAAACACUGGUACUAUUACUGACGCCUGCCAGUGGGAGUUUGUAAACACUGGUACUAUUACUGACGCCUGCCAGUGGGAGUUUGUAAACACUGGUACUUCUGAAACCUUACCAAUGAGGUUAAACAUUGGUAAUAUUACUGACGCCUGCCAGUGGGAGUUUGUAAACGCUGGUACUAUUACUGACGCCUGCCAGUAGGAGUUUGUAAACACUAGUACCAUUACUGACGCCUACCAGUGGGAGUGUGUUAAACACUGGUCAUGACUUAUAGAUGAGACUACUAAACUGAGUUUUAUUCUGCAUGAACGGUUUGUCAUGAAUGCUUUGCAAUUGAACUGAAUCUGAUUUUGUCACUGAGCGUUUUGGUUAUAUUAAACUGUUUAUCUGGUA
Messenger RNA from Rubroshorea leprosula, 1680 nucleotides. Lineage: Eukaryota; Viridiplantae; Streptophyta; Magnoliopsida; Malvales; Dipterocarpaceae. The record is from the annotation of a GenBank genome assembly.